Molecule: messenger RNA, 951 nt
Organism: Peronospora farinosa
Lineage: Eukaryota; Oomycota; Peronosporomycetes; Peronosporales; Peronosporaceae
Source: the annotation of a GenBank genome assembly
AUGAGACUUUUCAGCCAACGAUUUAGUUUAACUACAUGUUAUGGAGCUGCUACUCGCAGUGUUGCACAAGGUCGACGAGAUAAGAGCACGUUGGCGUACCGAGUGUUUGAAGACACUACGAGCGGCAUGGAACCAACAAAGACGGCGCUAGUGCUGCAUGGCAUUCUAGGAAACAAGCUCAAUUGGCGCACGUUCUCGCAGAAAUUGACCAAGGUGAAUCCAGACUGGCGCUUCAUCUGCUUGGACCUGCGUGGUCAUGGAGACUCGCCGUCGUUCUUGCAGCCACAUACAUUGGAAGCAUGUGCCGACGACAUUUUCAAAUUGACCGCUCACUUGAAGGUUGAUCCUACGGCCAUACUGGGACACUCUUUUGGAGGAAAGGUGGCGCUGACUUAUGUGCAGCAAUGCAUGAAGAAAGACUGCUCGCCUCCCAGCCAAGUGUGGGUUUUAGACUCGCUUCCAGGAACAGGUGCAACGGAUUACGCGAGCCGUGACCUCACGAACUCGAUCGAGACGAUUUUGCCGGUGGUGAAGAAAAUCCCGCUUCCCAUUUGCUCUAAAGCGCAGCUGGUGAAGGAUUUACAGAGCUACGGCGUUGCGCUGGGUGAAGCGCAAUGGCUCACCACCAACUUGCACCUGACCAGCAAGAGUCCUGAACUUUACGAGUGGAAAAUGGAUGUGGACGUCAUUGAGCAGCUCUACCGGUCUUUCCUGGCCACGGACCUCUGGCCUGUGGUGGAGAACUCACUUGCAAUGAAUGGCAAAGACGUGGAACUUCAUUUUGUGCAUGCUUCGAAGAACAAUAUGUGGACUCCUGAGCUACUCGACCGACUGGAUGCUCAGCAAGAAAACCAGGUCUACCACCAUUUACUGGAAAAAUCUGGUCAUUGGGUACACAUCGAUAAUCCCCUUGGUCUGAUGGAGAUCAUUCAGACCUACAUGCUUCAAUAG